Tympanuchus pallidicinctus (lesser prairie-chicken) is the source of this 10870-nucleotide messenger RNA. It is a transcript of the gene OSBPL6, whose product is annotated as oxysterol binding protein like 6. Gene Ontology annotation, cellular component: intracellular membrane-bounded organelle; plasma membrane; perinuclear endoplasmic reticulum. The coding region runs from base 378 to 3353 and encodes 991 amino acids. The transcript is spliced from 26 exons. Gene Ontology annotation, molecular function: cholesterol binding. The record is from RefSeq and is a predicted model, not a curated record. Lineage: Eukaryota; Metazoa; Chordata; Aves; Galliformes; Phasianidae.
UGGAGGGCACUUCUCUUGAAGAAAAAAAUGGAUGCAUUGGUGUAUGGUUACUGCUGAGUCACAGCUUGAAGCAUUGAUUGAGCACCUGGGGAAAGGACCCCAUCAGUCCUGGGAGCACAGGUGAAGGCAAUUCAGCUGUGUGUCCAGAAGGGGUGGAGCCUGGCUGCACCUGCACCUCUCUUAGACCUCAUUUAAGGGCUGACUGUUGCUGGGGAAAGAUCUUUGGUUGGUAAUCCCUUCCUUCUGGAGUUUUCCUUGUGAGCCUAGAUCUUCAGAUAUGGGUGAAGUUCAGCUGAGUUUAAACUCUUUUGGCACUCCAUAAGCUGUGAAACAGAAGAAUGCAGAAGAGUAUCCCUUCCUUGCCUUUUAGUACAUGAAUGAUAAGAGCACAAGAUCAUUACUGCAAGUUUUCUGCGAAGAUGAGUUCGGAGGAGAAGAGUAUAUCUCCUGCUCACAAAACAUCCACUCCAUCACAUAGAAGUGCCUCCUGUUCAUCAUCGUCUCAGAGGGAUAGGAGACAGAGCAUUAAUAUUUUGGAACGGAAGGCUUCUUCGGGAAGCACAGACCCUUCCUUAAGCAAGCAGUUCCUUGAAACAGACCCUAUCUCUCUGUCCAAGGAGCCUGACAGUUGGGAAAUCAUAGAGGGUCUGAAAAUUGGCCAGACUCAUGUACAGAAGCCAGACAAACAUGAAGGCUUCAUGCUGAAAAAGAGAAAAUGGCCCUUAAAAGGUUGGCACAAGAGGUUUUUCGUCCUGGAUAAUGGACUAUUAAAAUAUUCAAAGUCACCAAUUGAUAUACAGAAGGGCAAAGUACAUGGAAGCAUUGAUGUAGGCUUAUCAGUUAUGUCCAUUAAGAAGAAGGCUCGCAGAAUAGAUCUUGAUACGGAAGAGCACAUUUAUCAUCUGAAGGUGAAGUCCCAGGAUACAUUUGAUGCAUGGGUUUCAAAAUUACGCCACCACCGGUUGUACCGUCAGAAUGAGAUUGUGAGAUCUCCGAGAGAUGCCAGCUUCCAUAUAUUCCCCUCAGCCUCUACUACAGAGUCUUCACCAGCUGCUAAUGUACCAGAUGGAAAGGUACAACAAAAUAGCUUCCCAUGGCAAUCUCCUAUACCUUGCAGUAACAGCCUUCCUGCAACCUGCACUACUGGGCAGAGUAAAGUAGCAGCCUGGUUGCAGGACUCAGAAGAGAUGGACAGAUGUGCAGAAGAUCUUGCUCAUUGUCAGUCAAACCUUGUGGAACUCAGUAAACUUCUUCAAAAUUUAGAAAUACUACAGAGAACUCAGUCUGCACCAAAUUUCACAGACAUGCAGGCUAACUGUGUAGAUAUUUCAAAGAAAGACAAGCGGGUCACAAGACGAUGGAGAACAAAAAGUGUCAGCAAAGAUGCAAAAAUUCAACUUCAGUCCAACUCUUCUGGAGAUAACAUUAGCGAAGUACCUAGCUAUAUAAGUCUCUGGCAUACACAGGAAGGGCCGGCACCGAAGGGCCAGUUCAGCACAACACGACGCCGGCAGAGACUAGCAGCUGCAGUGGCUACAACAGUCCCUUUUAGUGCCACAAUGUCCCCAGUUCGGCUGCAUUCGUCCAAUCCCAACCUUUGUGCAGAUAUUGAGUUCCAGACCCCCCCAAGCCAUGUAACAGAUCCUCUGGAGUGCUCUACAGAGUACAUGAAGCUUCAAGAAGAAUUCUGCCUGAUGGCGCAAAAAGUGCAUUCGCUUUUGAAGUCUGCCUUUAACAGCAUAGCUAUAGAGAAGGAGAAGCUUAAGCAGAUCGUCUCGGAACAGGAUCUUACAGGUCACAAUGCUCAAAUAGCACACCUCAGACAGUCCCUUUCUCAGGCUCUCAACCAGAAUGCUGAACUAAGGAGUCGCUUGAACAGAAUACAUUCAGAAUCUGUUAUUUGUGAUCAGGUUGUCAGUGUAAAUAUUAUCCCUAGCCCUGAUGAGACGGGUGAACAAAUUCAUGUCAGUUUGCCAUUGUCUCAGCAAGUUUCUAAUGAGAGCAGGCUCUCUAUGUCUGAAUCAGUGUCAGAGUUCUUUGAUGCACAGGAGGUACUUUUGUCUGCCAGCUCGUCAGAAAAUGAGGCUUCUGAUGAUGAAUCUUAUAUCAGUGAUGUGAGUGAUAAUAUAUCUGAGGACAACACCAGUGUUGCAGACAUUUCUCGGCAAAUUGUCAAUGGUGAACUAACUGGAGGAGCGUUCAGGAAUGGACGGCGAACUUGUCUCCCAGCUCCCAGCCCUGACACCAGUAACAUCAAUCUAUGGAAUAUUUUGAGAAAUAACAUUGGUAAAGAUCUUUCCAAAGUAUCCAUGCCAGUUGAGCUAAAUGAGCCUCUGAACACCUUGCAACAUCUUUGUGAAGAGUUGGAAUAUAGUGAACUCUUGGACAAGGCUGCUGAAACGGAUGAUCCUUAUGAACGCAUGGUUCUCAUAGCUGCUUUUGCAGCAUCAGGUUAUGCCUCUACGUAUUUCAGAGCAGGAAGCAAGCCGUUUAACCCUGUGCUUGGUGAAACUUAUGAAUGUAUUAGAGAAGACAAAGGAUUUCGAUUUUUCUCCGAGCAGGUUAGCCACCAUCCUCCCAUUUCAGCCUGCCACUGUGAAUCGAAGAACUUUGUGUUUUGGCAAGAUAUCAGGUGGAAAAACAAAUUUUGGGGGAAAUCAAUGGAAAUUCUUCCAGUUGGAACCUUGAAUGUGACUCUUCCAAAGUAUGGAGACUACUAUGUCUGGAACAAAGUCACUACUUGCAUACAUAAUAUCCUUAGUGGAAGGAGGUGGAUAGAACACUAUGGAGAGAUAACAAUCAGGAACACAAAAAGCAGCGUUUGUAUUUGUAAACUCACCUUUGUCAAGGUAAACUACUGGAAUUCAAAUGUAAAUGAAGUCCAGGGAGUUGUGAUAGAUCAAGAAGGGAAGGUAGUGCAUCGCCUCUUUGGAAAGUGGCACGAAGGUCUUUAUUGUGGUGUAGCACCUUCAGCCAAAUGCGUGUGGAGGCCAGGCUCCAUGCCAACCAACUAUGAACGGUAUUAUGGCUUCACAAGAUUUGCUAUUGAGCUCAAUGAAUUAGAUCCUGUACUGAAACAUCUUCUUCCAACAACAGAUGCACGAUUCAGGCCGGAUCAAAGGCUUUUAGAGGAAGGAAAUAUAGAAGCAGCAGCAUCAGAGAAGCAAAGAAUAGAAGAACUCCAGAGAAGUCGGAGGCGGUACAUGGAAGAAAACAGCAUUGAAUAUGUACCCAAGUUUUUUAAAAAAGUUAUUGAUGCUAAUCAAAGAGAAGCCUGGGUUACCAAUGAAACCUACUGGGAACUGCGAAAGGAUCCGGGAUUUAGUAAAGUAGAAAUUCCUGUACUCUGGUAAACUGAGAAUGUAGAUCUAGUAAACAUAUCAACUCUCUGAAGAAAAAAAUAACUAUGCACAAUAUGUUUCUUAUAGAUAAGUGUGGUUUGUGGGUCUAUGGAAAAACCUAUCAUUUGCAUUUAUUUUCAUCUUUAUAAUGGACUUUUGAAAGUGCAUUAGACCAGGCCCCUGACCACUUCUGGAUCUUUUUAAUUUUGCAGCAGCCAUUAAAAAUAAAAAAAAAGAAAAAAAAAGAAAGAAAAAGGAACAAAUAAAAACCUUUUGAAGUUUCAUACAAUGAAAAUUCAGAAGAGAAGCAGAUGAGUUAUCCAAAGUCACGUGGAGGAGGCGGUAAAUACAAAACUGCAAUCGGUGCUUUAAACAGACAUUAAGAGUAAUGUAAUUUAAAUUAAAAGAAAAAAAGGAAGAAAAACAGAAAAAAAUCCAUUUUGUUUCAACUAUUUUUGUUAAAAUCUUUUGAGUCAUCACACUGUCAUUUCUGGCUUCAGGUUAGUCCUUUGGUGUCCUGUGCUUGGACUGGGCCUUGUCAAAACAUGCUUUUCUGAAAGCUGUUCCCAUUCAUAUGCCAUUGUUCAUGCCUUAAAGAAAAUACCAAGAUGUACAGUAAGUCAUUUUAAAAUAUAUAUGCUUAGGCUUGUGUGAAGGGCAGAUUUUUAAAGCACUAGGAUUUUAUCGUGAUAUAAAUAUUGGAGAACCUGUAUUAUUUAAAAUCAAAAGACAGCCAAACAUCUAACUGUAUUUCAGAGGAACAAGAUCUACUGUACAUGCUUUAGCUAUUGGGAGCUGACUGUAUAAUCAGACUAAAAAGAAGCUGCUAAUGAGUUAAAAUUGAGGCUAUUUUGGUAAAUGCAUAUGAGUGGCUAGUCAGAAAAUUCAUAUUUUAAGUGGCUAAUGUUCAGAUGCAUUUGUUGCUUUUACCACUGAGCGAACAUGGUCUUGCAGCAAAUUCAUUUCCCUAUAAUUGCUUAUGCAAUUAGGAUUCCCUGAAGCUUUGCAACAGUGUUAAAGCACAGAAAGAUUUCAUGGGAAAGUCUCUGGCUUCGCUCCAGAGGUUGGAUCGUACCAUAAAUGAAAUGUGAUAGUUUUUUCCACACAUGCUGUUUACUGGCUCUGUUCUUUCCCCAGCCACUUAUUGCAUCUAAAUUUAUAUCUGAGAGUAGGGCAGAAGCUCCUGUGCUUUGUAGCUACCUUCUGCUACUCGUGUUGCCAAAAUAGCUUUUGUGCAAAAUUAUAUUUUACAGUUUUUCUGAAAGUGACUCUAUAUUUUUGAUUAAGAACCAAGACUCUUACAUAUUGGUAAGCCUCAGUAGAUGUAUGUAGGAGAUGGUUUGGCACUUUCUGAAUGAAAAUCUCUGAAACACUGAACAGUAGUAGGGCAGAUUUUAAAAGAAAAAGCAUAAUUUUAUUUGGUAAAAUGUGCAUUCCAUAUGGUAUGAUCUAGUUUUUCAUUUAUAUGUGUAUUACACAUCCACUUACUGAUGCCAGGUUAGAUUUCAUAAGUAGACUCUGUAUUACUUUCUGCAUGUAAACAGCAUACAUAAUGCAUACAAUUUUUCCUAUUUAAAAUUGAUUCCAAUAAUGAGACCUAAAAAAAAAAAAAUUUGCUUACUAUGUGACUGCCAGAAAUGCUACAAGGACAGCUGUCAGUGCAAUACAAUAUGUACCUAUUCCUCCCCCUGCCUCUUGCUUUUGCAGAGCUGACAUCAGUUUGAUUACUUAAUAUGCGUUUAGUUCUUCCCUUUGUUUAUAAAGCAGAACAAUUGGCUACUAAUGAAUCCCAGUUUCUUCAUCUUACCAGGAAGAAAUAUGAAAACCUGAAUAAAAUAUUAAGUUGAAUUUUAAAGAAUUAUGAAUACUUGGUAUAAAAAAACCCUGCAGAUUACCGGGAUUUCUUCCAAAGAAAAAUUUUAAUUAAUGAAUGAUGUAAUUUUCUUUUUUACUUCAGCAGAACUGGAUUUCUUCUUUUUUGUGUUCUACAUUUGUUAUUACAAAAAAAUUAAGAUAUAUAAAGGUUUGGGUUUUUUUAAUUGUAUUUGUUUGACUUCAACAUACUUGCUCUAAUGGUGUUAUGCUACAAAACAAAUUGGCACACUAUGUGCAAAAUAGUGAUUGAUUAUACUGAGUCACUUUUUAAAAUGAAAUAUACUAUUAAGCAUUUGCCCAUCUCAUGCUUCAGUCUCUGUGCAGUUUGCUGCAGCAUUGGAAAGUAUUAUGUAUGCAUAUCUGCAGGUAUAUUUGAGGGACAGAACUUACGUCCUCUUUUGUUUUUUGAGUUUUUUCUGUAUUUAAAUUAAAAAAGAAAAGGUAUUUAGUUUUAUGGUGUUCUGAUAGUGUUUCAUGAAUAGCAUUCCUUGCAAUGCAAACUUGGUUAACACUGAAGAUGCUAUCACUUAAUUAUUCUUUUGCAAUUGUUUAUCUGAUACUCAUUGUAAGAAAAUUAGCAUUCAAUUUUUUAGAGUUAAAAAAAUGGUACACUAAAUCUUUCUACUGAAGGCACUCUUUGAACCUAUGGAGUAUUAAUUUAACUGAAUGUUAAACUAGUUAACUAGUAACUAAAGGAAUUACAAAGCGUUGCAGGAUUUCUUCUGUCUUUAUUAGAAUCCUAACAGUGCCAGCAGGUGUGCCAUAAGCUGUUUCCUACAGUACAGAAUUCUCUGUGCUCUGUGAAAAAAAUCUAAUUUUUCCUGCAAACUUGAUUGGACACUGUGACAACAUGUUGGGUUGUGGUAUGUUUCUUUGCCCAGGUCGUUGAUGAGAUAUUCAUCUAUGUGCACUGCAAAUUGACCCCUCUUUGCAGGCUGCCAGCAGGGUCUUAGCCGCUGGUUGGUCCCUUCAAGCCUGAGGAUUUGGGCAGUUUCCAGCCCACCUUGUUCCAUUCAGCCGGGCAAUGCUUCCUUUACAAGGGCAUAAAAGGUACUUACCUGCUAGGCAGAUUUAAUUGCUACAGAUUUGGUUUGUGAUGAAAAUCAAUGUCAAUCAUUUCACAUUUUAGAAACAGGAGUUCAGCUUUCAAUAUAAAGAUGUUUCCCUUGCUUUUUCUUGUUUUCUUUAAAUACUUCUAUGUAAAGUAAUCAGCCCUUAAGCUUCAGUUCUGCAGUAGUGAAAUGUACUGUCAAUUAAUACUUUAAAGUGUACUUCAUUUUCUUCCUUGUUCUGAUACUGUGGAUAUGAUAGGGCAACGAUAGCUAUGUCCUUCAAAAGCUGUGUGAUCUUACAAAGACUUCAAUAACUACAUUCCUAUAUUAGAUGCAUAUUAACAAGAUAGCAGAUUUUCCUGCUUAUUAGAAACUGUUACCUUGCUGGAAAUAACAUUUGAAUAUGAGUUGAUUUUCAUAGUAUCACUGUGAUUAAAAUGUCACAUCAGCACUCAUUCUAAUUUUAGAUGCAGGUUGCAUGAAGUAAAUAUUUUUGUGUUAGAUCGUUCUAUAAUACUCUGGUCAUCUCACAAAUACAGUCACACCUUUUUGUAUCAUUUUUUUCCCCCUAAUUUUGAACUUAUGAAUCUGAAUGAGCAUUUAUGACAUUUGUGAGUUUUGCUUGAACAGCAGGUGCCAGGCAGAUGUGAAGUGCUGCAGGACAUACAUACCAGCAUUGGUCCUGCCCUUCCAUGUGAGGAUUUGCACCCCAGCCAUGCAUUCCUGCUCAUUGCGUUCCUUUCCCCACCCAAAAUUGGAUCUUUAGGAUAGUUUGGGAGGAAGGAGAGCUUCACUUGCAAAUGCACAGUAACUGAGAGGGCUGGAUAUUCUUUUUCUUUUCGCGAGUUUAAAAAAAAAAAAAAACCCUUCCUUUAGCUAUCAAAGCUUGGUUAGUAUGUUGCCUUUGUUUUAUAGGAUUUUGAAUUGUUUGCUGCAUAGAUGGGCACUGACUGUUUUAAAUGCCGUUGGCUGCAAUAGUCUGAGGAAUUAACUCUAUUGUAGUUGUCCCUACUAAUUCUGGAUUUGCAAAAUGAAAGCAAAUGAAGAAUUUUUAGAUUAAAUGUAAAGAAAAAGGGUAUUUUUAUUCAUAUGCUGAAAUUGAGGGGUUAUAUUGAAGAGAGUUUGGUUCAGCUAUGGGAAAAAGAUAUUCACAGAAUUGUGUGGGGAAAAAAAACAAACGCUGGAACAUCCUCACCUGUCAGCAUGUAUUAUACAGACUCCUUGGAGAAGGCUAAAAGAUUGGUAUGUCUUAACUACUUAUCUGAGCAGCUAUUGGGGCUGCUAUCUAGCAUUUUCAUCUUGGAUGUCAUUAAGUAAUGCUCCUCAAAAUUGAACAUAUAUUGCUGGGAGUCAAGGUGGUCAGAGAUACAGUUGCAACUAUUUCUUUCGUUGUUGUUAAUCUGCUCAAAAUUCUAAAGGAACAUUCAGUAUAAAACUAUUUCUGUGUUUCUGUACUUUCUACUUCAUCAAUCCUGAUUAGUUUUAUUAUGAUUCUGGUAUCACUCAGAAGAUAAGUUUCAUGGAGAAAGGAUGUGUUUUUUCCUGUUCGUUUUUGUUCCUGUUUAAUUGUUUUUUGUUUUGUUUUAGAGAGAAGAAUCUAGACUGUGCUAAUUAAAAUUUAAUUAUUAAUAAGGAGAAUAUCUCCCUAAAAUCUCUUUGCACUCCCUCAGAACAGGGUAUGGCACCACAGGAAUGUUAUAAAUCUCAUUAAGUUAAAACAAAGAAAAGGCUUAUUUACAGCAGUUGAUUUUAUUUUUUGCAUUAUGCAGUGUAAAGGGUCUAAUCACAAAAGUUCUUUAAACUUGAGCAUAUAGAACCUUUUGUUGAGUAUCUUGGUGUACAUUCCAUCCUUCUUCCGCUGACUUGAGGAGCCUCUUUAUAAAAACCUCCUUAGGGGAAUUUCUAUAUGGCAUCUUGCAAGUUUAAAAAGCGUCAGAAAGAAAUUGAUCCUUAGGUGUUUUAUAUAUAUAUAUAUAUACAUCCCUCUUUUGUCAGGUUUUUUUCUAAUAUUAAACCCACUAUGUCUUUUUCCCCUUGUGAUCUCUGACAAACUUCAGAAGGGAGAGACUACAAUGGAGAGCAGUGGAACCAGAGACAUCAGUUCUGUCAGCGGCAUCCUUGUAGCAGAACAGAAAAAAUUCAAGCAUCUGCAGAUUAAAAUGUCAUAGCAGCUGUUAAAUCUGUUUCAGGCAGGUUGUUAAUACCAUUUCUCUUUCUAGUGUUCCAUGACAGUAUGAGAAAAGGGAGGAUUGGUGACAUUUGCUCAGAAUUGAUUCUGAAGGUAAAAAGAAAUUUUAUUCCAUUUAUAAAUAAAAGUGACUGUAGGCAAUAUUUGUCUGAAGUGAUAUUGGUAACAUGGACAAAAGAGUUAGAGAUUUUAUAAAUACGGAAAUCAAAAAGUUGGGAUAUAUAUGCACCACUCAGCAGUGUGUAAUAUAUUCUGUCCUGAGCUAUGAAUAGUAAGGAUACCUAUUCAUAUCCCUGGAGCCAUGAACCACAUGUUGUCUCCCAUGAAACACUAAAAAAAACAUUUCCAUGUUUACUGCUAAUCUAAUGAUCUGUGUUCAUGGAUGAGGCAUAUCUUAUGCUAAGCUAUAAUCUUGCUGUCACAAACUAUUAGGAAUGCAAAAUGGGAAGAGGUAAGCAGUCUUUCAAAAUGGUGGAGGUGGAUGAUUUAAUUGUUUGUACUCUAGGCAUCCUCAUGAUAAAAGCGUUACGCAAAUAUUCAAACAGAGCAAUUCUUCCUUGUGCCAGUCAGUUUAGCCACAAAUGCAACAUCUUUUUUCUGGAACUGUUUUACUAUUUGUGAUUGCAUGUCUGGCAGCUGGAGUCUGUUGGGCUGGUUUCUCAUGUCCACUGAGAACAGUCAGAAGCAGUCGGACUGGAAAUUCAGAUUUCUUUUCUCGUAAUUGUCUGUUCCUUUAUCUCAUAGUCCUCUACCUUUUGUAAAUUUACUUCAACAGGAAUAUUACAAUAGCAUUUUAAAAGUUCAGUUUGGAUUAACCCAUCAGUAUUUUGUGGGUGAAGGAGAAUUCAGGAUACGUUUCUUAACUAUGUUGAAUAAAUCAAGUGAUACAAAAUUAUCAUUGUAUUUGCCUAAUAUUUAACAUACAUAUUUGGAGAUCAAAUCAUCAAUAAUGAAAUGGUACAUAAAAAUUUAAAAUCUGCAUUUUCACCCAUCUUAAAGGUGAAGAUUAUCAUUCUAACAUAAGGUGUAUUCCGUUCUUCAAAGAAAUGUGGAUGGUAUUCAUUGGAGGCUUGCAUUUAUCAUAAGAAAUUCACAUCAGAAUAAAUUUUAUAUUCAGCUGAGUCUCAUCUAAGAUGUGACUAGGAACUGAGAAAUGUUGAUGAAUAUAUUCUGGUUUGCAGGCGUAAAUGCAAAGAUUGCAAUUAAUAGCUUAGUUAAGCUUUUGCUAUAAUUAACAAAAGCUCUGUUCUUUUUGUCGACUAAUUAUUUUCAAACAUUUAUUCCUUACCAAUGACUAAUUGCAUAUCAGGUUUGAGUUUUGAAAAUGAAAUGGUGUUUGCAGCUCCACAGACAAAGGAUGGUUCUUCUCGCGUGUAUUUUGUUCAGGUCUUUUACUUUUCCACUAAGAUGUUGCUUGGACCAAAAAGAAAUGUUAGUGGGUUUUUCUGGAUGAGAAUCUUCCUUUGUGUAUUGACUUGUAUCUGUAGUAAGUGAGAAAGCAAGGUGUUAGCAUUUGAUGUCUGAAUUCUUUUCCUUCAGUAAAAUGUGUAAGGAACUGCUUGCUCUUUAACAGUUACUACUAGUUGACUGGAGCAGAUGCUUUGCUUAGCCUAUGAGAAGACAUUAAACUACUGUGGCAUCCAGAGAGAUCAUUAUGAUAGUUCUGUAUUAGGAGAUUAGGUAUAUCUGCUUUGUUGUAACCAGUAGCAAGCUUUCUUAUUUGGGUCUGUGUCGAUUGCCCUUUGUAUGAUUAUAAUUGUAAUUUCUUAGCAUUUCAACAGAGAACUGUGUAUUUUCUCUCAUUGUUUUCCACAGUUGAUACAAAUUGGAAAUAACAUAGCACUUUUUUGCUGUAAUGAAUUCCAGUACUUGCAGAUUGCUCACACUGAGAAUGCCAUUAGAGAAGUAAGGAUUAGAUUAGCUGCCAAUUUCACAUUGCUUUCUGAGCUUCGUUACUCUUAGCAGCAUUUACUUUCAAAUGGGAAGCAGCCCAGCAACAGCGAACAAAAAUGUAAAAAGAAUAGCUAGAAGGGCAUUAUUUGCUAAAUUUCCAUAUCCCUGCACCUACUUGAGGAAAAAAAAAUCUUUUUUUUUUUUUUUUUUUUUUACACCUUUAUGUAAUAUCCUUGUGAACAGAUGUCCUUGGAGUCUUUCUACUGUGGUUAAACUGUUGUGCUAGUUAGAAAUGUUUUCAGAAUUUUUUUUUUUUUAAGAUGAAUUUUAAAGGCAAAUCGUUGCUUUCUAGGAAACCCAACAUACAGAGUCAUUGCUAUAUUUAAGUACUGCAGACUGUGACUUUAUUUUGACUCGACUGUAACUGCGGAGGGUCUGUGUACCUUGAUGCACCAGACAAAAAUUUGUUGUUUGAAAGGAAUAGAGAAGUGUUACGUGGAAAAAAAAAAAGAAAGCAAGAA